Molecule: messenger RNA, 2540 nt
Organism: Neurospora crassa OR74A
Lineage: Eukaryota; Fungi; Ascomycota; Sordariomycetes; Sordariales; Sordariaceae
Product: general stress response protein Whi2
Exons: 5
Coding region: 1215-2108 (297 amino acids)
Cellular component (GO): nucleus
Molecular function (GO): RNA binding
Source: RefSeq, a predicted model, not a curated record
GGGUUCCCACCAUUGCCGUCUCCAUCGAUUUCAUGCAAUCAAUUGAUUGAUUGAUUGACUGUCUGUGUGUGUGUGUGUCCGUCCCAGGCCCCGUUAGAGGUAAGGUCCAUCAAGCAAGACUCUUGAUGGGAACACACGAGGACGAGGUGGAAAUGGCAGGAAGCAAACACACAACACUCCAUCGCUGUCGCUGUCACCACCAUCUCAAAGGAACACUGUGACGACUGGGUCCAUGGAAACUUGGCUAACGUUUCUUCGGCUCCCCCAGCUUUAUCCGUCCGUCACGUCCCUACAGGUAGCCCCUUAUAUUAGAUACCAAAUCACGACCGAAUUAAUUCCCAAUUGCGACACCCACCCCCGUCGUCACCCUGUCUGCGCCGCGAGAUUCCAGCUGCUCGUCCCCCGGGCCCAUCUUCAACCACCCUCCACAUCACCACAGGACCUCUCGCCUUUCUCUCCCCAAACGGCGUAGCGCAGAAGCAGACUCUGGAUUGCUACCCGACCUGGACCUGGACCUGAACCUGAACCUGAACCUGGACAACCUAGCCCUGGAUCACCAUCACCUGCCCGACGACAACAACAACAACAACAACAACACCACCACCAUACCCGAGACACUUCUGCCGGGUCUUGUCUGCUUCACUGCAGAGGUCAACGACUUCUGUCGCCCAUCUACUACUACCACCGCCGCCGCUGUCGCCGGUCCUGAGCCACCAUCGGCUACUCGUUCUCCGCCACCCCAAUACCCGGCGUCCGAGUCCUCUUCAGCUGGACGACCUCCGCCCUUCUCGUCGCUCUUUGCCAGUCCAUCAGCGGACCCCGAACUUUCCAAUUCAGCAUCCGUCUUUGAACCAUUCGACGGCAAGUACGCCGCCGUUUCCGUCACCGAUUUCGAUCAUAACGACGUCGUCGACGACCCAGACGAAUUUAACGAAGUCGCAUCCUCGAAAUCUGCCGCCCCAGCUUACGCGCCGUCCGAUCCAUUUGUUGCUGUACAUUAUCCGUCAGGAGUAGGAAGCAGUAGUAGUGCUUUUGUCACCACCGCGCCUUCAACAUCGUCCCCGGGAUUCCAGCUCCAGGACGAAACCAAGCACGCGCUAAACUCUCAAAAGGAGGAUACCAAGGGCGAGUCAUCUCGCAGCAAGGAGGAAGAAGCAGAGCCGCCACCGGCAUAUUCGGAGGGAUCCAGUCCUCUCCUUUCUUUCACAUAUCUAAUGGCUGCCGCGGGAGGAGCGUCGAGUAUCAUCACUCAGGUCCAGCAGGGUGGACCGCCUAUUAAUGCCCUGGGAGAUGUCGCCCCCGAUGAGACGAUUACUAUGGACCUGCGGGGAACGCGGUUCACACUAUCACGCGAUGAGUUGCUAACGUUGCCUGAAUUUGUGCUUUUGUCCCUCUUUCCCAAUGGACUCUUUCCCGAAGGACACAUGGGUGGCUUUGGCGAGGGAGAUGCCGUACAAGUUGACUACGACCCAGCAUCCCUACAAUACAUGCUGGAGUUCUUCCGCACAGUAGCCCAGUCUAUUCCCGUAGACCCUUCCAACCCCCAAGAUGGCAGUGACGGCAUAGUACCCGUCGACCCGGCAUCCGGCGCAAGGGGCGAUGACGGUUCUAAGCGUGCUGGCAUCAUUGUGCUGCGUGAGGACCUGGAUUUCUACGCCAUCCCCCCUCGUGCUGACCUUGGUCAGGCUGAGAUGAUGGAGAUCAAGCGUGCGGCUGCUCGGGCGCUGCUUAAGCAGGACGGUAUCUUCAGCGGGCUGAAGAAGAGUGAUGAGCCGGGCACGACGGAGGCGCAUUUGAUCGAGAUGUUGACUGCUGGCGGCUUCAACCACGACGAUCGCUGGGGCCACCGUGCCGGCGAGCCUAACAAGGCCGUCAUCUGCUCCCUCGCCCUCGCCCGCCUGCGCUCCGACAUUAAGGGCAACGAGAUGGGCAGCAACGCCGUGGGCAUGGCCCAGAAGCUUCUGCUCUUCUGGCGCAAGCCUGCUCGUAGGUGCUGGUGGGAGGGUGUCGAGCUUGAGGGUGUUGAAGGCCUCGAGCCUGGCACAAAGCUCAAGGUGUGGAUCCGCAGGGUGUGGACGCUGGAGAUGAGUGUGAUUGGACUGCGUUAGGGACUCGGCAAUCUAGAGCUCAAUCAGGGUUACUAUGCACCAGGGCUAGUGGAUGGUGUGGGUGGACUCGAUGGAGUUGGAGAAGAAGUGGAAGAGGAGGAUAAGAAGGAAGAUGAGAACGAAAUCAUUGAUGGGUUAGAGGAGCUUGUGGUGAUGGGGGUGGAAGAGUAAAGAGUAAAGGCUUGCCAGGCGGGGGAAUUAUGUUUGUGCCUGGGCUUGCCUGGAUUGGUUCUUUUCUGGUGUCGGAUUGGUGUGAUUGGUUUUUGGGAGGACAGGUUACUUAGGGAAGGGAAGCAGCUCUUUCAGUUUGAUAUACCACUUGGGCUUUUUUUUUUUAUGUUACGUUCUUUGUUAGGUAGUUUGUUGUUGUUGUAGAAGUUGAAUGUUGAGAGAGAGAGAGCAAUAAGGCAAAACCGAUACGGCGUCACGUCA